AUGUCCUGGUUCUCAAGUCUGCUCCUGACGCUCUUCAUUGUGUCGCUUGUCAGCGCACAGGCACGGGCCGCCCUGCGCAUCUACGACGCCUCGUCGACGUACCGGUACGCCGGGUGCUGGAACGAGACGACGGGGAUCGCGGGGUCGUCCGGGGCACGCGCGCUGGCGGGCGGCAUCUCGCAGGACUUCCCGCUCAACGGGCCCAUGACGGUCGAGACGUGCCUGGACCUGUGCGCGCACGGCCAGGGGGCGCCGUACCGCCUCGCCGGCGUCGAGUACUCGCGCCAGUGCUGGUGCGCCAACCGCCUGUCCAGCCUCAGCGCCCGCCUGCCCGACGCCGCCUGCGACCUGCCCUGCGACGGCGACCGCACCCUGGCCUGCGGCGGCAGCCUCAAGCUGGGCCUGUACAACCUCACGGAGAGCGGCAAGAACGGUGCGGUUCGGGCCGGGGGUGUGGGCAGUGCCGCGGUAGCGAUGGGGGUCGUGGUCGCUGGGGUCGUCAUGAUGGUUGGGCUGUGA
Molecule: messenger RNA, 519 nt
Organism: Neoarthrinium moseri
Lineage: Eukaryota; Fungi; Ascomycota; Sordariomycetes; Amphisphaeriales; Apiosporaceae
Exons: 1
Coding region: 1-519 (172 amino acids)
Cellular component (GO): plasma membrane
Source: RefSeq, a predicted model, not a curated record